UUGUUUGUGCCUUGGGGGCGGCGCCGGGUUCCGAACCCUCAAGGUGGGCUGCCACCAUGGCGCUGCCCCCAGGCCCAGCUACCCUCCCGCACACACUGCUGCUUCUGCCAGCCCUUCUGAGCUCAGGUUGGGGGGAAUUGGCACCACAAAUUGAUGGUCAGACUUGGGCCGAGAGGGCACUUCGAGAGAACGAACGCCACGCCUUCACCUGCCGGGUGGCAGGGGGGCUUGGGACGCCCCGCCUGGCCUGGUACCUGGACGGACAGCUGCAGGAGGCCAGCACCUCAAGACUGCUAAGCGUGGGCGGCGAGGCCUUCUCCGGAGGCACCAGCACCUUCACGGUUACCGCCCAGAGGGCCCAGCAUGAGCUCAACUGCUCCUUGCAGGACCCGGGCAGUGGCCGGUCAGCCAAUGCCUCCGUCAUCCUCAAUGUGCAAUUUAAACCAGAGAUCGCCCAGGUUGGGGCCAAGUACCAGGAAGCUCAGGGCCCAGGCCUCCUGGUUGUCCUUUUUGCCCUGGUGCGUGCCAACCCACCCGCCAACGUGACCUGGAUCGACCAAGAUGGGCCGGUGACUGUCAACGCGUCCGACUUCCUGGUGCUGGAUGCCCAGAACUACCCCUGGCUCACUAACCACACCGUGCAGCUGCAGCUCCGCAGCCUGGCGCGCAACCUGUCCGUGGUGGCCGCCAACGACGUGGGUGUCACCAGCGCUUCACUUCCGGCCCCGGGGCUUCUGGCCACCCGAGUGGAAGUGCCGCUGCUGGGCAUCGUUGUGGCAGGAGGGCUUGCCCUGGGCACGCUGGUGGGGUUCAGCACCUUGGUGGCCUGCCUGGUCUGCAGGAAAGAGAAGAAGACCAAAGGCCCCUCCCGGCGCCCGUCUCUGAUCUCUAGUGAUUCCAACAACCUGAAACUCAACAACGUGCGCCUACCACGGGAGAUCAUGUCCCUCCCGUCCAACCUUCAGCUCAACGACCUCACUCCGGAUCCCAGAGAGAGACCGGCAGACCGGCAGAUGGCUCAGAACAGCAGCCGGCCAGAGCUGCUGGACCCGGAGCCUGGUGGCCUCCUUACCAGCCGAGGUUUCAUCCGGCUCCCAAUGCUGGGCUAUAUCUAUCGAGUGUCCAGUGUAAGCAGUGAUGAGAUCUGGCUCUGAGCCGGGCAAGAUCGGAGUGGGGGGGGUGCCCUCUUGGCUCCUGGGCCCCCACCUCCUCCUCCAAGGCAGCCUCUGCCUGGCUCCGUUGCCAGGUCAUGCCACUGCUACUUUUGCUUGCCCUAAUGGCCGGGGUGCCCUCUGUCAUCCACAUGACACCUUUCACUGGGAUCGGGCCCUCAGGGGCACAGUUAUCCCUGGCGGAGCCACCAGCUGGACCUCAGCCCCGUGUUCUAACUCAGGUUGAGAGCCUCCACUGAUGCAGGUGCGCAGGUGGGGGGAGCUCUCUGUCCAGGUGUGUUUGCCGAGUGUGGCGUGGCCCUGCUGGCCUGGGCCUGCCCUGAGUCUCACUCCAGGACCCUUAGCACUUUGUACCGCAGGCAUGGGGGCAUGCCCGGGUGGGGGACAGGGAGGGCCCUGCAUGUCUUCAGUUUCCUUCCCAUGCUAUGCAGCUUUGUUCCCUCAGGGAAAAUUUAGGACCCUGAGAGCUAUAUGGAACCAAACUGUCCUUUGCACAGGAACCAACCCCCGGCACAAGGGCAGGGGCCAAGCACAAACGAAUCCCUUUUGCCACAUACUUCUCUGCCCUUCUUUGUCUGCGCCUCCUCUUGGGCCUUGUAGGUUAUAACAGUGGACCUUCUCGCAUUUCUCCACUGGACAGU
Molecule: messenger RNA, 1813 nt
Organism: Hyaena hyaena (striped hyena)
Lineage: Eukaryota; Metazoa; Chordata; Mammalia; Carnivora; Hyaenidae
Gene: TMEM25
Product: transmembrane protein 25
Exons: 9
Coding region: 57-1154 (365 amino acids)
Biological process (GO): negative regulation of excitatory postsynaptic potential
Source: RefSeq, a predicted model, not a curated record